This is a messenger RNA of Dermacentor albipictus, 1043 nucleotides long. Lineage: Eukaryota; Metazoa; Arthropoda; Arachnida; Ixodida; Ixodidae. The record is from RefSeq and is a predicted model, not a curated record.
CCUGCAUGCGAACGUGAUCACUAGAUAGUGCGCCAGCGUUGAUAAGAGCUGGGCGAAGGGUGCGCCGGGCAGACUUGGCGUUGGCGGCCCACUUGACGGCUCUGCUUCUGAGCGUGAUGCCGCUGGCGGCCGGCGAACGGUUGAGCCAAGUUCUGGCAAUUGUCAAAUACCGCGAUCUUGUGAGCUCUGAGUGGGUGAUAGGCCUGCUGCUCCGUCUUUCAUUGCUUUAAAACGCCAACGCUCCACGACAUGACGAGAGCCCGUAUGAUAGUUCGGAACAGCAGCCUAGUGCCGAUGAGCCCAACGAGACGUGCCCAGAAGAGCUCGCCUCAAUCCGGCACCUCAACGAGGGUGCUGUGGCAGGGCCACCUCGCCACCGAGAUUUCUGGGUGUCAUCUGUUCUUCACGCCGCUUCAACUGUGUGCGUUGCGUAACACCUCCCUUGGAUGACCCCGAUGUCUGUGAUCCCUCGAGACCUGUGUACCACUACAGCAGCAAGAGUGGCAGCAGUGCGUGCAGGUUAAUCCACAGGUGCCACCGAGAUGGGGCGAACUUUAAGACCGAGGAAGAUUGUCGGCAGACAUGCCUGCAUUUUCGACAUUUUUUCGGACGGUGUGGCCAUAUACACUUCCAGCGACGACCCAAGCCUGAAGUGUGUGACGGCUGACCGGACAGAAUACAAGCCGAACAGGAAGGUCGUCUACACUUGGAAUUUGAACAGUGGCGAAGAGUCAAAAAAAGACACGUACGUGGUCGAAUAUCACCCAGGUCCUACACAAGAUACGGUAGUUGCCAUUGCUAACCAUGACAAGAAGCAUCCCACUUCAGUCAAGUUUGACUACACCAAUAAUAAGAACUGCGUCGUUGCCAAUUUCCCAUACAAGGGCGAAGUGUGCAUACUGUGGGUCCCGAAAGCAUACGUGUCAUCAGUUCCACAAGAAUGCGUCGACCAAUUUGAAGACAUAUGCGACGCGGAAGUUCCAGCCUACCAAGAGGGCCUGUGUGACGAUGCUCUCGGUGGUUAAUAAAAUUACACGCACUUC